AUGUCCGUGCCGGCACUUCCAGCUACCCUCACACCUGCCCUAAGCGGCCGCGACGCCGUCGCUGAUGCCCUCUAUCGCAGCGUCAUGGCCUUAGACACAGCCGACGAUGCUCUCUUCAAAUCUGCCUUUACCACUGAUGCCGUCUUGGACGUCAACGGUACCAUCAUGGAAGGCUACGAUGCCAUUUACAGUCAAUGCUACGCCAUGCUCACCAAAUUUGACACCAACCACUUCCUUUCCAACAUGCGUAUCAACAUCAUAGAAGGAGACUCGAAGGCUCAGGUGACAUGCUCUGCUCUUUCUCAACACUACCGUGGUGGAGAGGGCAUGAAUCCCGGCUCUGACUUUCUGCUUGCUGGUGGAUUGUACUAG
Molecule: messenger RNA, 372 nt
Organism: Schizosaccharomyces osmophilus
Lineage: Eukaryota; Fungi; Ascomycota; Schizosaccharomycetes; Schizosaccharomycetales; Schizosaccharomycetaceae
Product: SnoaL-like domain
Exons: 1
Coding region: 1-372 (123 amino acids)
Source: RefSeq, a predicted model, not a curated record